UGGGGCUUGAAAACAAGAAUAUAUAUCGUCUCGUGACUUGGUAACCGUCAUCUUCAAGGCACAAAAACACAUUUACACGUAACCAAAAGCUUACUCCUUAUCUCUGAUGCCUUUGUGUUUACUUCUUCUCAAACUCAUCAAGUAGUGUCUCUCCCUUUUCUCACCUCACUCACACAAACACUCCCGUUGCAGAAGCUUCUCUCCUUCCAUCUCCCUGAUCUGUUUUGGAGAACUGUGAACAUCAUGUGCAAGUGUUAGUCAACUAUCAGCUCAUCGAUCACUGAGCUUUUCUAACGGCUUUGUUUGGUUCACCUGCACGUUUCCUAUGGCAGAAAGCAAACUUAACUUUGAGGCACCUCUUCUUUCAACAAGGGAGAUGAAGAAAGAAGCAGUCUCUGUGCGCAAAAACAUGGCUAAGAAACUUACUCAUGAUGACUCCAAGACAAGUGAAUCUCCUUCUCUUCCUGUUCUUGGCUUGGAUCAUGUUCCUGAAUCUGCUUCUGUUGUUUUCAAAAGUUCCUUGGAGAAAGCAAUUGAAGAAGAAAGUGAAGAUGAUGAUGUCUUCUCUGAUGCCCUUGACACAUUAUCUCUAAAGCAAAGCGUAAGUGGUAGUAUUGAAGCAACGAAACCGCCAAUGGCCUCUCAGGAUCCUGAUCAAUCUCGGGAUUUCAUGUUGAACCGUUUCUUACCUGCCGCAAAAUCCAUGACCAUGGAUCAACAACAACCUCAAUAUGCUAUGAAGCGACAACCAUCUCCCUUCAUGUCUGAACCAGUGAGGCAAAUUAGAGAUAUACUACCAGCUGCAACUCCUAAGAGGUAUGAGUAUAACACCACUCCAUCAUAUUAUCAUGGCCUAGACGACGAUACAAGCGAUGAAGAUGAAGAUGAAGCAUCUGAGUAUCUAUCUAGGAGAGGCUGUGGGAUGUCCCCACAACUGUGCCUUGGUAUGUUGAGCUCAGUGCAUGGUCUCAAAGAGAAACCUUACUCCCUAAGAACCUCAAGCCAUGAUCAUGUGAAGUCAAGCAAGGUCUCUCAACUCAAAUCUCGGUUUCAAUCUGUUAAAAAGCUGGCUCUUGAUAAGUUGGGAAGCAGAGCUCAAUCUCCAGUACAUCCAAGUGUUGAUACAAAUCUGCGAACCGCAAGUGUGCCAUCAUCUCCUUACAGACAAACUGGCUGUUUGUCACCGUACCGCAGUGUAGGAAACUCUUCCCCUCUGCACUCUGCUGGCUUCCCCGGGACUCGUAAGGAAGCAGAGAUCAUGAGAGCUAACAGGUUGAACAAGCAUAUCAAAAACCCAAAGAAGUCUCAGGACUUACUCUAUCCAAAGAGUACAAGACUUGACUCUUCUACAAGCUCUGUCCUGGAAAAGACUUUACAUGUUGACACAGAUAAGACUCCAAAGACCACCAAUGUCAAGAUCUUGCCAGAAACAACUUCAGAGGAACCAGAAAUGGCGGGAAAGAAACCGAAAGCCGUGGACUCUUUAUCUAUUAGCAGUGGAAUCAAGAAGAUGAAGGCAGAUAACUUGGACAAGAACAACUGUGAUAGGUCUCCACUUGCUCUCCCCACACCUAAAAAGCCUUCUGAGUCUUGGCUUUUACGUAAUCUACCUUCAGUAAGCUCAAAGAUAUCUUCACGGAGGUACCUGUUUCAUCCCCAAAAGAAGGAUCUCAAAGAAAACUCCACAAGUGUGACCAAGUGGGAAACUAUAGUCAAGACUUCUUGUAUCCACAGAGAUCAUAUACGUUAUUCUGAAGAACUUGUUGCUCGUUCAUCUUGUCAAUCCACAACAUAACACUUUGAAGCUUCUCAAGAUGUGACCCCUUGGGGGAUCUUCAGGUUGUACUAAAAAUCGCGGUUUCUUUUGUGAGCCUUACAGACACUUAAAUUAGUUUACAUGUUUAGUUAUACUUCCAUAUUCUGUUAGUUGUCUUUCCUAGUUAAAAAGAAGAAACAUUUGUUGCCAA
Brassica oleracea var. oleracea is the source of this 1967-nucleotide messenger RNA. RefSeq lists its product as uncharacterized. The coding region runs from base 326 to 1795 and encodes 489 amino acids. The transcript is spliced from 4 exons. Lineage: Eukaryota; Viridiplantae; Streptophyta; Magnoliopsida; Brassicales; Brassicaceae. The record is from RefSeq and is a predicted model, not a curated record.